ACGUCACGUCUGAUGACGUUGCUACCCGGAAUGAGGAAGCGUUCGCAAUAAAACGGAUGUGAAAACGAAUGAUGAUUCCAAGACUCCUAAAUAAACCCGUAAUAUGAGAGUGUGGAAGAAGGAUCUUGACAGGAAGGAAUACGGCAAGGCUGCUGAGCCUCUCCGAAACAUAACGAUGAAGUGAAAUUAUAAAGAAGAAGCACCGCGAAUCUGGACCUGUGCAGACCUAUGUUACCUGGCCACCUGGAAGCUGACCUUGGAGUGCCAUGUUUGUGACGGCAUAUCUUGCGUUUGUGGCCCUGGUGGUCCUGUGUCUAUGUCUGGAACUCGCAGCUCGGCGCAUUGCUUCUCAGCAGUCCACUCAGGCGGCCGUGGCCAACCCAGCUUUCCUCUGCUUCCAAAAGCUCUUCUUAAAAACAUACCUGUUGGCUCUGUGGGCUGACUGGCUGCAGGGGCCAUACCUUUACAAGCUCUACCAGCAUUACAGCUUCCUGGAGUCCCAAAUUGCCAUCUUAUAUGUCUGUGGUCUGGCGUCUUGCGUACUGUUUGCCCCCGUGGCUGGCUGGCUGCCACAGGUUCUAGGACGAAGGCAGACGUGCCUUGUUUUCUGUGUGUCCUACUCUGUGUGCUGCCUCACAAAACUGUCUCAGGACUACUUUGUGCUCAUCCUGGGUCGUGUGCUAGGUGGACUCUCCACUUCCCUGCUCAGUACGGCCUUCGAGUCCUGGUAUGUGCACUGCCAUGUUAAUGUGCAUGAUUUCCCCAAAGAAUGGAUCCCUGUGACGUUCAUCAAAGCUGCGGACUGGAAUCACGGUUUGGCUGUGGCUGCUGGGCUCGUGGCAAACCUGUUUGCAGAAUGGUUGGAGCUAGGACCUGUAGCUCCUUUUCUGCUUGCUAUUCCAAGCCUGGUUGCAUGUGCUUGGAUGGUAUUUUUUAACUGGGGAAAUGAGGAAAAACUAGAGCGCGUAGGCCAAAGAGACACAAAUAGUGCUAAUAUCGGCCUUCAAAGUGCCCCUCAGACUCGAUUCCGACGAGCCUGUCUGGAAGGCGUGCGCUUUUUGUUCGCAGAGCGUCGUGUAGUGCUCCUGGGUGGUGUGCAGGCCAUUUUUGAGAGCGUGCUUUAUGUUUUCAUAUUUCUGUGGACACCUGUGCUGGAGCCACAGGGCCCACCACUCGGCAUUGUCUUCUCCUGCCUAAUGGCAGCCAGCAUGGCAGGAUCAUCACUCUUCCGUUUGGCCACAUCAGCCCGUUACCGGCUCCAGCCGGCCCACCUACUGGGCUUGGCCACACUGCUCGCCUUCUUCUCUUUCUUUAUGCUGACGUUUUCGACUGCACCAGGCCAACCAAAACCCAGGGAAUCAUUUCUGGCUUUCCUGCUGCUGGAGUUGGCAUGUGGCUUUUACUUCCCUGCUGUGAGCUUCCUUCAGGGCCGUGUGAUCCCCGUGGAGCGCAGGGCUGCGGUUUUGUCCUGCUUUCGUCUGCCGCUCCACUUGCUGGCAUGCUUGGCCUUGCUGGCACUACAUGGUGAGGUGUCAGGUGCCGGUGCAGGCGAGGCAGGUAGUGGCACCAGGCACAUGUUCGCUGGCUGUGCUGGAAUGAUGCUAGCCGCCUUGCUGGCUGCUGUGAGCCUCUUCACUCUGGGGAGGAAUGAUGCAGACCUGAGACUUGACGGGACCAAGGGAGAGGGUGAGAUUUAAUCAGGAGGAUGAAAGGCUUUGCAGAAAGAUCAUAAAGUGAACUUCUUUGCCAAGACUAGCUGUUUAGCUGUCCGAACAAUAUUUGCAGCAAAAUGUUUUCAAUGAAAUAUUUUGUGAAAUGACUACUACAACAUGUUCAGUGGUAAAGCAGAUCAAAGGUGAUAAAAUGGUUGCUCACUUCAGUGUGUGUGUGUGUGUGUGUGUGUGUGUGUGUGUGUGUGUGUGUGUGUGUGUGUGUGUGUAUGUAUGUAUGUAUGUAUGUAAGUAUAUAUAAACCCAGUUACAGUUUUCUAAGUGAAUAAAUAAUGACAGUAAGUUGAGUAUUUGUUUCAUAAAUAAAGUUAUCAACUCCCUUGGUGAAGAUGGGUAUAAGUUAUAUGGUAUAUGAGUAAGAAAUUAUUUUAGAUUUUAAUGAAUUGGUUAAAACAUUGUUGUCUUAAAAGAUGAUGUUGAACACAGGUACUGAAAGGUCUAGCCACAAUUUUUUUUCAGUUUUUGUUCAAGCCAUGCAUGCUUUGAACCAAACAUAAGCAUUGUUUUAAACAUUCACAUGCAUGGUUAAGCCAAUCCUGACUCCAAAACCAUGCUUUAUUUUAUUUUAUUUUAUUUAUUUUUAAUGUAUUUUUUGGCUGGUUUCGCUAUUUUCGCAUUCAAUUAUCACACUGCUAUCCCGUUUGCUAAGCUUUUCAUAAGUAAGAAAAGAUUAAUAAAGCUUUCUGUUAAGCAUUUUCA
Tachysurus fulvidraco (yellow catfish) is the source of this 2429-nucleotide messenger RNA. It is a transcript of the gene slc61a1, whose product is annotated as major facilitator superfamily domain containing 5. Lineage: Eukaryota; Metazoa; Chordata; Actinopteri; Siluriformes; Bagridae. The record is from RefSeq and is a predicted model, not a curated record. The coding region runs from base 267 to 1697 and encodes 476 amino acids. The transcript is spliced from 2 exons. Gene Ontology annotation, biological process: molybdate ion transport. Gene Ontology annotation, cellular component: membrane. Gene Ontology annotation, molecular function: molybdate ion transmembrane transporter activity.